This is a messenger RNA of Sphaerodactylus townsendi, 1660 nucleotides long. RefSeq names its product cyclin A1 (gene CCNA1). The record is from RefSeq and is a predicted model, not a curated record. Lineage: Eukaryota; Metazoa; Chordata; Lepidosauria; Squamata; Sphaerodactylidae. Gene Ontology annotation, cellular component: nucleus; cytoplasm; cyclin A2-CDK2 complex. The coding region runs from base 201 to 1448 and encodes 415 amino acids. Gene Ontology annotation, biological process: regulation of cyclin-dependent protein serine/threonine kinase activity; mitotic cell cycle phase transition. Gene Ontology annotation, molecular function: cyclin-dependent protein serine/threonine kinase regulator activity. The transcript is spliced from 9 exons.
GCGUUGGAAGCGCCUCUGCGAUUGGAGGCGGCUUAUAUAGGCUGGACGGGGGGCGCAGCGCGUCCCUGCUUAGUGCCUCUUGGUGGGGGGAAGCAGCGAAGGACCCCCGGCUCUUGUGACCCGCACAGAAGCCGCUCUCGGCCGGUUGGGAAGGUUAGAACGAGGGCUCUGCAGGAGCCUGGCCUGCUGAUUUUGGAAAAAUGCAUCGCAAUAACAAAGGGGAGGAGAAAGCACAAACUGGGGGGCGGGAGGCCCUUCACGUUGCUAUGGAGUCUUGUGCCAAUCAAAAUCCCCCUCGGAGGGCUGUUCUUGGGGUGCUGACUGAAAAUGGGCAGUGUCUGAGAUCCUGUGGCCAGGGAACCACCACCAUGCGAUAUGUCUCUGGGUCUGAAAAUGUCUUUCCUGUUCCUGGAAAAAAUGUGUUACCUGCCUGUGCAUCUUCAAAACAGGACUUCACUGUUUAUGUAGAUGAACUAGAACAGAAAAAUACCUAUAACAGCACUGUUGUAGAAGAAGUGGAACAAAGCAUGUGUGAAAUAGACACCACUGUGCUGAAACCCAGCUUUCACCUGCUGUUGGACUUGAGUACAGUGUCUCCAAUGCUGGUCGAUACCUCACUGCGGUCACAAAAUGAAGAUUCCCAGGGUCACAGAGUGGAUGUCGUGGGCAUUGUAGAAUAUGCUGAAGAUAUUUAUUGCUACCUGAGAGAGGCUGAACAGGUCCAGAAAAGGCCGAAGCCCUGCUACAUGAGGAAGCAGCCAGAUAUCACCGUCUGUAUGCGCACAAUUUUGGUAGAUUGGCUGGUAGAAGUUGGGGAAGAAUACAAGCUUCACACAGAGACUCUGUACCUCGCUGUAAACUACUUGGACCGCUUCCUGUCUUGUAUGUCUGUCCUUCGAGGAAAACUUCAGCUUGUAGGAACAGCAGCAAUGCUCCUAGCUGCAAAAUAUGAAGAAAUCUAUCCACCAGAGGUAGAAGAAUUUGUAUAUAUAACAGAUGAUACGUACACCAAAAAGCAGUUACUGAAAAUGGAACACUUGCUUCUCAAAGUUCUGGCUUUUGACUUGACGGUGCCAACCAUCAACCAGUUUCUUCUUCAGUAUUUACAGAGGCAUGGUGUCUGCCUUAAGACUGAGAAUUUUGCCAGGUAUGUAGCAGAAUUGAGCCUACUUGAAGCUGAUCCAUUCCUGAAGUAUCUUCCAUCACAGAUGGCAGCUGCUGCUUACUGUCUAGCAAAUUAUACUGUGAACAGGCAUUUCUGGCCGGAAACUCUUGUUGCCUUCACUGGAUACUCACUAAAUGAGAUAGUGCCUUGUCUGAGCGAUCUGCACAAAGCGUGCCUUGAUGCUCCUUAUCGGCCACAGCAAGCGAUAAGAGAAAAAUACAAGAUGACCAAGUACAUGCAAGUAUCCCUCCUGGAGCCGCCAGCUGUCCUUCCUCUGCAGUGAACUGCACUGAAACUGAAGCACUUGCCUCUGAUCAAUAGAGUUGAUCGUCCCAGUGUUUGCAGGGCACUGCAGGUCAUGUGUCAACAUGCUGCUGAAACUAUUUUUAGCCCCCAUUUUAGCAUGUAGCCAUACCUCAUUACAAGGACUCAGGACUAUAGUUUUAACCCAGACUAAAAGCACUUUUAAUAAACAUCUCCAAUGGUUGAAAACCU